Messenger RNA from Carassius auratus (goldfish), 3744 nucleotides. Its product is annotated as serine/threonine-protein kinase 35-like. The transcript is spliced from 3 exons. Gene Ontology annotation, cellular component: nucleus; cytoplasm. The coding region runs from base 220 to 1407 and encodes 395 amino acids. The record is from RefSeq and is a predicted model, not a curated record. Gene Ontology annotation, biological process: negative regulation of G2/MI transition of meiotic cell cycle; protein phosphorylation. Gene Ontology annotation, molecular function: protein kinase activity; ATP binding. Lineage: Eukaryota; Metazoa; Chordata; Actinopteri; Cypriniformes; Cyprinidae.
CAGGAAAGUGGGACGAUCCAGUCAAGUUCUCACUUGACUUCAUUCAGAGUUCAUUCAGUUCAGACUAGAAGCUCGUUGUUGUUUGAAUCUUGCUACCCCAUUGAAUGAAAACAAACGAUGAUGUCAACGAACAUUUAAGCUCUGCGAAACUUCCUCAAGCUCUAGAAAUAUGAACGCGGAAGGUGUUUACAAGCGCACGCACAAACGUGAGGAGGCGCGAUGGAUGCAAAGGACAGAGAGCGGCUGCGGACACGGAACGCUUGCAAAAGAACCGAAAGCGCCAGUGUCCUGCGCUCGCUCAGCGUCGACAACAUAAACGACAAUGAGGCAAUGGCAGGCGUCUCGGACCUGGUUAAACAUGGCAGUCUUGAACAGCGACUCAUCGCCCCGAGGUACAGCUUGCUCCGUGAAGUUGGCAGGGGCAGUUAUGGCGUUGUGUACGAAGCCGUUGCCCGUAAAUCAGGUGCAAGAGUGGCGGUGAAGAAGCUGCGCUGUGACGCGCCUGAGAACGUGGAGUUGGCGCUGGCGGAGUUUUGGGCUUUGACCAGUCUGGAGAAACGCCAUGAGAAUGUGGUGCAGCUGGAGGAGUGUGUGCUUCAAAGGAACGGGAUGGCCCAGAAAAUGAGCCAUGGUAAUACGCGUUCAAAGCAGUAUUUGAGGUUGGUCGAGACCUCAUUGAAAGGUGAGCGUGUAUUGUCGUGUCCUGAUGAGCCCUGCUACCUGUGGUUUGUUAUGGAGUUUUGCGAGGGAGGGGAUCUGAAUCAAUUCAUCUUGUCGCGACGGCCCGAUCCCCGUACCAACGCCAGCUUCAUGAUGCAGCUGAGUAGCGCUGUGGCGUUCCUGCAUGAAAACAACAUUGUUCACAGAGACCUUAAACCAGAUAAUAUCCUCAUCUCGGAGCGUUCUGGCGCACCUGUGUUGAAAGUAGCCGAUUUCGGACUGAGCAAAGUGUGUGCUGGUCUGAGUGCCGGAGUACGAGACUCAGAGGAGGGACGGGAUAAAAUCAAGAACAGUGUUAACAUCAACAAGUUCUGGCUCUCAUCGGCAUGCGGCUCAGACUUUUACAUGGCACCAGAGGUUUGGGAAGGACAUUACACAGCCAAAGCAGACAUUUUUGCUGUAGGCAUUAUCAUCUGGGCCAUGAUAGAGAGAAUCACAUUCAUUGACGCCGAGUCAAAACGGGAGCUUCUCGGGACGUAUGUGCGGCAAGGUUCGGAUAUCGUCCCAGUUGGAGAGGCUCUUUUGGAGAACCCAAAGAUGGUGCUGAGUAUUCCCCAGCGCAGGCGCUCGCACAUGCCUGAGGCACUCCGGAAACUUUUGCAGGACAUGCUGGCCGUCAAUCCUCAGGACCGACCAGACGCACUAGAACUGCACAGCAGGAUGGGACAGGUCACUUGCGCAGCAUGAACUCUGACCUGAAUGCACACACAGGUUUUCCCUUUCCAUAACAGACCAGAAGGGACCGCGUUGCUUGGAAAACUGUGAAUCCUCCAUUGCUGAUUUAAUGUGAAGAGUACAAAGUACUCAACAUGAACACCAAUACAAAGUUUGCCACAAAGAGAUUUCCAACUGACCGUUCACUUUUUUUUUGUUUACAUUAGUAAUUUAAACGAAUCAUUCAGUUAUCCCAGAAGUGUUCAGCCUAAAUCAAUCAUCAGUUAUGUCACUCAGAGUGAAGUAUAGCUAAAAAUGAUGUUACGAUGCAGUGAGUACAAUCAAGCUAAAUCAAGCAAGGUCUUUAAUAGUCUUACUGAGGGACUGGGACUUUAAAAUUCUGUUCUCAGAGCCUCCCUGCUCGCUCAUCCCCUCAAAACAAUCAUAUGCCAUAAAAACAGACCAUGAGGAAAGUAUUUCAGUUAUUUUAUUCAGUUUUAUGAGCAGUAAAGCUUUCAGUUUUAGUUUACAAAUUAUUAUAAUUUUUUUUGGGGGGGAAGGAAAUCCAAAUACAAACAAUUGUCACAAAUCCUGUCAUUACCAUAGUCUCACACUUGGCUCUUACUUGACUCCACAAAAUUUGAUCAUCUUUAUCUUUCCUCUGUCACAACAAAAUAGCUGAAAUCAUGAGAAUUAAAGACCAACUUUCUUUAACCUGGUUUUCAUUUGCCAUUAAAAUGCUGAUGAUUUUAAGCCCAAACCCAAUAUUACGCAGAUUUAUCCUGGUGCCUUGAAGUCUAGUGAUAUAAGUGAGAUUUCUAGUAGUGUUUUGUUUUGUUUUACAGCUUUAUCUUUUAGACAUGCAGUACGUUUUGCAAGUUUUUAAUAUUUUAACACUUUACAUAUUAGACAUGCGCAGUUUAACCAUUUAGGUGUUUGUUUGUACAUUGUGUGAGAAUUUUUUUUUGGCCAAAAAAAAUGAUUAAUUCUGGUGCCCCAUUUACAAUAAUGCGGUCACUUAUGAAAAAAAUAGUGUGAACAACACUUCUGCACGGACACGCACACUACUACAGUUUCACGGUUUAGUUGUCUUGGAAUCUGGUAGUUUAAAAUAUGGAUUUGAUUAUGAUUAAAGGGAGCAGUUAAAGACCGUGUGAGUGUUAUUUGUUUUAUAUUAGAAAUACUACUUAUGCAUUUUCAAUAUAGAACAGAUUUUUUGGUUGAUUUGUCAAAAAUCCAAUAUUUCUUUUUUGUUAACCGACUACUUGAUGAUUUCAAAUGGAUGUGAGCUCAUUAGUGUAGCUCUUUUUCAUCUGUGUCCUGAAUGCUUCACAGAGAAGAAUUUGGAGUGGUUUUGCCUGACAGUUUGUGUGUGCUAUAGUUCUACCUCAGCACUCGUGUGUUUUAGUAUCUAAUUCACUAAAUAAACUAACAGUGCUUUCUGUUUUUUGGUGAGGCUAGUAAUAAAUGUUUUUCAGAUGGAAUAAUUUAUUUAUUUUUUGUUGUUUUUUUUAAUAAUAAAUCUAUAGUGUCAAGCUUUUUAAUACUUUUAGCUUCUUUUAUUCCCCUUUCUCUGUUCGUGACUGCUUAUUGCUGUCUGCUGUGAGAGAAACCUGAGGCCUGAGAGAUCAAUACUUUUUUCUUUUUUUAGAUUAAAUCAGCCUCAGGUUUAAGGUAUUUUGAGAGAUGGACCGUGUGGCUCUCCACCUGGGAACAAGAAGUGUUUUGUUACUUUUUAAGUGUUCAAUUAUGUUUUUAUUUUGUCAGCUAAUGCUAUUUGGUUUUAUUGGGAACAUUCUUUUGGAUUCUUUUAAAUCCACUUUAAUUUUCCCGAAUGGCAAUUUAAAUGAUUGUGUCUUUUACAAGGUUCAGUUAAUCCUGGAAAGAGUUGGUAAAUGUUUGUGCAUUUGCUUUUUUGUCCUUUUAAUUAUGACUCUUUUCAAUUGGAAUGUUUCAGAGAGCAUAAACACAGAGAAAUUAGUUUUAGCAGUCAUACGAACCACAGUAUUAGACUGCACUUGCACUGAAGAGAGUGAACCGAGUUUAACAAAAGCUCACUUCCUGUUCUAUAAUCUCUUUUGCUUCAAUUCUUUGUAUUCCUUGUGCUCCAACUAUGACUGUACAGCGCACUCUAUGCAACCUCUCCUUUUCUGACACUGUAUGAUGCUGCUCUGCUCAGACCAUGGCAAUUUGUUGUUCCUUUUAUGAUUUUUUUUUUUUUUUAAUGGAACACUUUCUGCUUUUAGUGUGCAAAUGUUGGAAAUUUUUUCCUUUGUGUAAAGCACACUAGAGCUGUGGACGCUUCAUUAGCUCGGGUAUCAUCCCUUUUUCUUUUGUUGUUUUUGUUCAAUAAACCAUGUAAAACCAUAA